Messenger RNA from Brassica rapa (field mustard), 1371 nucleotides. RefSeq lists its product as uncharacterized. Lineage: Eukaryota; Viridiplantae; Streptophyta; Magnoliopsida; Brassicales; Brassicaceae. The record is from RefSeq and is a predicted model, not a curated record.
AAUUAUGAAAACUCUUACUAUCUCCAUAAUAAACCUUAUAGUUUCACUCACACUUUGUGAAUGAAGAACAUGUCACAAAAGAGAUUAUCAGGUAAUGUUUGUUUCCCAAAUAUUUGUGCAGUGAACAAGAUAAAUAUCAUGUUCAAGUACUAAAAUCGAAAGUAAAACAAGAAAACCAAACUGAAAGCACUGGUAACACUGAAUAAAUUAUAAACCACAGAAAGUACAACUAUGAGCAAAUCUCGUAAAACUAGUAUCUUAUGUAAAACUAAGAACAAAUUUCGGGGAGGGAAAUGAAAUUACAUUGGCGCCAAAACAUAUGAGGGAAAAUAAUUAUUUUAAUUAUUUUAACUAUUUUCAUUUUUUUUCUCUAUUUUCUUCCAUUUCCCCUCUAUGUCACGUCCCAUCUCUCUCUCUCUCCACUCCAUCCCUCUACUUCUCUCCCUCCUCCCCCUUCUUUACCGAGCCAUCUCUCUCUCUCUCUCUCUCUCCACUCCACUCCAUCCCUCAUUCCUCUCUCUCGAUCUCUUUCGGUUUCUCCCAUUUCUCUCUGACAGUAAUAACUGAAGCAUGACUCAUCCCGACGAGGAGUACAGUCACAUGAAGGCCUUGAAGAGACACAACGACAUGCUUGGUUUCGUGGCUGAUGCGCAGUACGGCGUCCCGACCAAGUGCCCGUGUGGUGGAGGUAUCAUUCCCGAGGUAUCUCCGUGUAACAAGUUUCCCAAUGAUUUUGAUACGCAACCUGGAAGGAGGUACUUCACCUGCAAAAACUUUGAGAAUAAUGGUCUCCACUUUCGUACGCCGUGGGUGAUCGCGAUUCAGGACGAGGUUACUAAGUUAGUAGACCGUGUCAAAGAGAUGGCUGAGGAGAUUGAUCGCCUCAAGGCUCAGCUUUACCAACUCCACCGUCCAUGAUCCCAUCUUGUUGCUCUAAGUUGUUGUUGUUCUAAGUUGUUGUUGUUCUAUGUCUUAUGAUGGUACUUUGAUCCAUGUUGCUACUUUCCUUCUCUAUGUGUGUGUCUUAUGACUCUAUGUGUGUGUCUUAUGACUUAAACUAUCUAUCUAAUGUUUAUGUUUUUUGUGGUUUACUUCUCUAUGCGUGUGUCUUGUGACAUUAUACUAAAAUAACAAGUUUGCAACAUCAAACCAAAAUCAAGAAAAUGAUUAACUAAAAGUCGAAAAAUGAUUAACUAAAGUCACAGACCAAAUCUAUAUUAUCAUUCAGGACGUGAAAAUGAUUAACCAAAAGUCGAAACUCUAUAUAACUAAUUGACAUGAAAAUGAUUAACUAAAAGUUUGCAACAUCAAACCGAAAUAACAAGUUCAAAGUACCAUCAAAUCAAAAUAACAAGUUGAAAGUACCAAAAA